AUGGACGAGUCCUUAGACUUGCACUUUAAGCACCAACCGCUGGAAACCGCAAGCAAAAGCAUCCGGGUUCUAAAGAUUCUGCCCAGAAGACAACAGUUGAGUCUCAUCGAAUGCACCAUUGAACAUGUUGCACUAUGCGACAAGACCUACGUCUGCUUAUCGUACAUGUGGGGCGACAUAAGUCCAACUCGCGAGAUACUACUCAACGGCCGGAGGAUGAUAGUACGGCAGAACCUGUGGAGUUUUCUCGACAAGGUUAGCUCACAACCGCGACGACGAUUGAAGUCAAUAUAUAGGCUUCCUUUCUGGAUCGAUGCGCUCUGUAUAGAUCAGGACAACCAUAUCCGUGCGCUAUUCGAACGUGGGCAGCAAGUACAAAUGAUGGGCGACAUCUAUUUCAAGGCUGCUUGGGUCUUGAUUUGGCCCGGUAUUGUAGGCAACGCACGAUUGUUAUUGAGCAUUGCACGGGCGAUUCCCAAAGACACAGAUCGUUCCACAACUAUCGACUCAUACAAAGAUCUUUUUCAGAGCCUAGCCAUGUCCUUACUGAAGAGAACUCUGCCAGACGAUUACAAAUCAGUCGAAGAACUGGUCUACAAGGGCUAUUGGGGUCGUCUGUGGAUUUGGCAGGAGAUUCUGCUCAAUAGUGACGUGCGAAUCUUGACAGGCAACGGCCUUUCGCAGUUGGAAGAGUGCUUCCCGCGCUCUUUCCUACACUUAGGCAGCAUACCACGCGCGCCGAAAGUCUGGACCGCCCAUCAAUUAGUCUGUUCCCAUCGAGGACAUAGAGGGUACAUCUGGGCGCAAGCAGAUCCUGCCUUCGGAGGCCCCAUCAGCCUCGAGACAAUGCUGGACCUCACCACUGAUUCGCAGUGCCAGGACUGGCACGAUCGCAUAUACGCUCUGAAAGGGUUGUGCCGCGAGCUAAGAGAUCUGCCGGUAAGAUAUAACAGCCGAAGAGCGCAACUCGCUGGCGAUGUAAUCUGGCAAGUGCUCAAGGAGAGACAUCUGGAAGAACACAGUUGUCUUCUUGAGGACUCUUCGUGGAUUCCAUUCAUACUAAACCGCGAUGCAGGCUUGCUCUGCUGCUUGAUGGAGCGGCUGGAUGUUACCAUUACGUAUACUUGUCCGGAAGUGGUGAGAGGCCACCCAUCACAGAAGCACUCAAGCCGGAUAGAGCUGAAAAUCGUAGAAUGGGAUGGUGGUAAUUUCCUGAAUUAUACGAAAUAUGAGAGCCUUGAUGAAUUCCUGGUACGGGGACUAUGCGAGGGUUGCAUGUUGUAUCAGGCCGAAACAUUGAGGGAGCGCGGCAUCCGGCAGGCGGCGAGCGAUUGGAACGCGAAAGUUGUUCAUCUGUAA
Cyphellophora attinorum is the source of this 1359-nucleotide messenger RNA. RefSeq lists its product as uncharacterized. The record is from RefSeq and is a predicted model, not a curated record. Lineage: Eukaryota; Fungi; Ascomycota; Eurotiomycetes; Chaetothyriales; Cyphellophoraceae. The transcript has a single exon. Bases 1 to 1359 code for a protein of 452 amino acids.